AUGCACCGUGACCGAGUCUCCCGCGUCUUCCGUCUUCCGUUCCGCAUAUGCACCACACUCCACUCGCCUCGCGGCAACCUGCUCUGCUUGCUGGCCCUGAACCCUGAACCACCACUGCUGCCCCGUCAUUCCCGGAUGGCCUCGAUGCCUCGAUGCCUCGAUGCCAUCGCGAUGGCCUCAGGGGUCCCUCUUGGCUGCUGCCCCUCUCGGUCACAACCAUGGUCCACCAAGAGCCUGAGACCGCAUACAUGUGCUGUGACGACAGCCUCGAGGCCAAUCUGCCUCGUCAAUCGCCUGCCCCCACAAUUACAUGCAACAGUCUUGCAUCGCAUUCCGACUUCGCUUCCUUCCACAUAUCGCCAGUCGCAGGCAUCCUGCAGGGCACCGCCUCGAUCACACAAAGGCGUCAUAGGCUUCGAGGCCAGCUAUCUGCAUACGCACCUCGAGGCUGCAUACACCGAUGCCACACCAUGUGACAGUGGGCCAUACGAGGGAAUUCAUGAGUCCUCGGUGGACCAGAAGAUCGUCUAUGUGCUGCCCGAUAUCGUCAGGACCGCAGAGUGA
Messenger RNA from Diaporthe amygdali, 564 nucleotides. RefSeq lists its product as uncharacterized. Bases 1 to 564 code for a protein of 187 amino acids. The record is from RefSeq and is a predicted model, not a curated record. Lineage: Eukaryota; Fungi; Ascomycota; Sordariomycetes; Diaporthales; Diaporthaceae. The transcript has 3 exons.